Messenger RNA from Brassica napus (rape), 936 nucleotides. Its product is annotated as cyclin-H1-1-like. Lineage: Eukaryota; Viridiplantae; Streptophyta; Magnoliopsida; Brassicales; Brassicaceae. The record is from RefSeq and is a predicted model, not a curated record. The transcript has 13 exons. The coding region runs from base 1 to 936 and encodes 311 amino acids. Gene Ontology annotation, biological process: regulation of cyclin-dependent protein serine/threonine kinase activity; regulation of transcription by RNA polymerase II. Gene Ontology annotation, cellular component: transcription factor TFIIK complex; nucleus. Gene Ontology annotation, molecular function: cyclin-dependent protein serine/threonine kinase regulator activity.
AUGGAAGCAGAGAGAUAUAAAGCUGCUAAUCAGAGGGCAGUGCAAUUGCUGGAGAAGUGUGGAACAACUCAAGUUGAAGUAGAUGCCAGUGGAUUACUAACUUAUCCUAUUGAGAAAGGUGAUGCAGGAGAUCAACCUGAUAAGAAGCUUAAACCGUUGAGUGUUGAUGAAGAACGGUUCAUGAGAGCAUUUUAUGAGGCAAAUGUCCAAGAAAUGUGCAGUGCCUUUGAAUUUCCUCACAAGAUUCUGGCAACAGCCCUCCAAUACUUUAAAAGGUUAACCUGCGUGUAUGCAGCAUGUAAAAUAGAGGAGAACCAUGUAUCUGCUGAGGAAAUAGGGAAAGGGAUUAAACAAGAUCACCACGUAAUUCUCAAGUAUGAGAUGGCUGUUCUUCAGAGUCUGGAAUUUGAUCUGAUUGUCUAUGCACCGUAUCGUGCAAUCGAAGGCUUUAUUGGUAACAUGGAGGAGUUUCUUCAAGCUAGAGAUGAUGAAAUCCAGAAGCUGGAGAGUUUGCUCAAAGCGGCAACAGGAGAGGCCGAUAAAGUUAUGCUCACAGAUGCUCCCUUAGCCUUUUUUGUUAUUAGGUUGAAGAUAAUCUACUUAAACGCAUUAAAGAAUCUGUUUGCGUUGGCUGCUCUGCGUAUUGCAAAUGGGGUUCUCGGAGUGGUUGACUUUGAUAGGUACCUGGAGAGCAUUGUUUCUCAGCCGAACUCUGAGCACACGACUUCAGAGCUCACUAGAUUACUUGAUGACAUAGAAUCUUUGGUAAAGAGCUACAGAUAUCCAAGUGAAAAGGACAUGAAGCAUAUUAAUCGGAAGCUUAAAUCUUGUUUAGGACAUAGUUCUUCACAUGACGAGAGCAAGAAACGGGAGAAGAGAUCGAAGCACAAGUCACAUAGGAGCCCCAAUGAUGCACCAAAGGGAGCGCGCCGAUAG